Sphenostylis stenocarpa is the source of this 1527-nucleotide messenger RNA. NCBI's taxonomy places the organism in Eukaryota, Viridiplantae, Streptophyta, Magnoliopsida, Fabales, Fabaceae. The record is from the annotation of a GenBank genome assembly.
AUGUUUAGUCCGAGCAUGGAUUCUUCAAGGGAUGCGGGUGGUGUGGCAGGAACAGUACUAAUUCCUAUGCGUUUUGUGUGGCCAUAUGGAGGAAGGAGUGUGGUUCUCUGUGGUUCUUUCACACGUCCUGCUUAUCUCUCUCUUUAUCGAAAAUUUUAUCUGAAAGGUGGUCUGAGCCUCUACCGAUGUCGCCUGUGGAAGGAUGUCCAACAGUGUUUCAAGUUAUUUAUAAUUUGCCACCCGGUUACCAUCAGGUCAGCUUAUAAUUAUGUUACCAGAUUAAUGUACAAGUUUUUUGUUGACGGAGAAUGGCGGCAUGAUGAACAUCAACCUUACGUACCUGGAGAAUAUGGAAUGGUCAACACUGUCUUCUUGCCCACUGAUCCUAACUACAUGCCUGUUUUGACUCCAGAUGUUGCACCUGGAAAUAGCAUGGAUGUGGAUAAUGAGGCUUUUCGCCGAAUGGUCCGGUUGACCGAUGGUACAUUGAGUGAGGUGCUGCCAAGAAUAUCAGAUGCUGAUGUACAAAUCUCCCGCCAGCGAAUUUCUGCAUUUCUGUCUUCCCACACUGCUUAUGAAUUACUUCCCCAGUCAGGCAAGGUUGUUGCUUUGGAUGUUGAUCUACCAGUGAAACAGGCAUUUCAUAUACUGUAUGAGCAGGGAAUUUUCAUGGCUCCUCUUUGGGACUUCUGCAAGGGGCAAUUUGUUGGUGUUCUUAGUGCUUUGGAUUUUAUUUUAAUUUUAAGAGAGCUGGGGAAUCAUGGGUCCAAUCUGACAGAGGAGGAGCUUGAAACACAUACCAUAUCAGCUUGGAAAGAAGGAAAGUCGUAUCUAAAUAGACAGAACAAUGGACAUGGAACUGUGUUUUCAAGACGUUUUAUCCAUGCAGGGCCAUACGAUAAUCUGAAAGAUAUUGCCGUCAAGAUCUUGCAAAAGGAGGUUUCGACAGUUCCUAUUAUCCAUUCUUCUUCUGAAGAUGCUUCAUUUCCACAGUUACUACACCUUGCUUCACUUUCAGGAAUACUUAAAUGCAUUUGUAGGUAUUUUAGGCACUGUUCUAGUUCCUUGCCUGUACUUCAAUUUCCAAUCUGUGCAAUACCGGUGGGCACGUGGGUGCCCAAAAUUGGGGAAUCAAAUCGGAAGCCUCUAGCAAUGUUGAGACCAACCACUUCGCUUGCUUCAGCCCUAAAUUUAUUAGUUCAAGCCAAAGUAAGCUCAAUACCUAUAGUUGACGAUAAUGACUCAUUACUGGAUAUAUAUUGUCGGAGAUGCACUACUGCACAAAGGUUAUUGUCAGAUUUCUUUUUUGUCUUGGAUGCUUUGCAGUUGGGCCAGGACGCAUAUAGUCCCUAUGAGCUUAGAAGUCAAAGAUGUCAGAUGUGUUUGCGUUCUGAUUCUCUGCAUAAAGUGAUGGAACGCUUGGCAAAUCCAGGUGUCAGGCGGCUUGUGAUCGUGGAAGCUGGCAGCAAACGUGUAGAAGGCAUUGUUUCAUUGAGUGACAUAUUCAAGUUCUUCCUUGGGGGUUAG